AUGACUAUGCCUGUGCCUAUGUUCUACACUAAAGAUAUCUUCUCUUCAUCAAUGCCUUACAUUUACUUUACCACUUUUGUAUUGGUCACACUGAAUAUUUACACAUUUGAGAAUGUAUAUUUUCAUGUGUUGCACCAACGGAUACCACACUACUCAAACAAAUCAUUGACAACAUGGUUCAAUCACCAGACAGACUUACAUAGAUGGCGAGUAUUGAAUUACUACAUUAUCAGAUCAAAAGGAAAUACUUCCCUUAUUGAAAGUCUGGACCUGAUCAGCAAAACCAGUGAGAUGGCCCGUGUAUUUGGCAUUGAGUUCUACCAUGUUCUGUCAAGAGGUUCUCAGUACCGAGUUGAAUCAAUGAUGUUAAGAAUUGCCAAACCUCUCAAUUUCGUGGCCGUAUCUCCAAGCGUACAUCAACGGAGUAAGAUGCAAGCACCUGAGUGUAUUCCACUUACUCUUGAACCACUUUCCAAUGUCUACACUGAUCCAGUCGUCGUUUUAGAUUUCCAGUCUCUCUACCCUUCCAUCAUGAUUGCUUAUAAUUAUUGUUUCUCAACUUGUCUUGGCCGACUUGAUCAUUUGGCUACAGCUCAUGAAGGUCCCAUUAAAUUUGGUUGUACUCAAUUAAAGAUUCCACCAGAUCUAAUCAAGAAACUGGAAAAAGAUGUGACAAUUUCUCCUAAUGGCAUCGUAUUUGUUAAAGAACACAUUCGCAAAGGAAUAAUUUCAAGGAUGGUAGAAGAAAUUUUGAAUACUCGUCUGAUGGUCAAAAAAUCAAUGAAAAAUUGUGAUGACAAAAAUCUGCUGAAAUUGUUGCAUGCCCGACAGCUGGGGCUAAAGCUGAUUGCCAAUGUUACCUAUGGUUAUACGGGGGCCAAUUUCUCUGGAAGAAUGCCCUGUAUCGAAGUGGGAGACAGCAUUGUACGAAAGGCUCGAGAGACACUGGAAAAAGCAAUAAAAUUGAUUGAAGAUACACCUAGUUGGGGAGCAAAAGUGAUAUAUGGAGAUACAGACAGUAUCUUUAUCCAGUUGAAAGGUUACAGUAAAGAAGGUGCCAUCAUACUGGGCCAACACAUUGCACAAGUUGUAACAGAGAACAAUCCUAAACCUGUUAAACUGAAAUUCGAGAAGGUGUAUCUACCAUGUGUACUGCAAACUAAAAAGCGGUACUCAGGGUUUAUGUACGAGUCUGUUAACCAGAAGGAACCAGUGUUUGAUGCCAAAGGAAUUGAGACAGUGAGGCGAGAUGGAUGUUCUGCUGCUAGUAAGAUUUUGGAACGCUCUCUCAAGAUUUUAUUCACCACACGUGAUGUGUCUCGAGUGAAAAACUAUGUACAGACACAAUGUCGCAAAAUGCUGGAAGGCAAAGUCAAUCUACAGGAUUUUGUGUUUGCUAAAGAAUAUCGUGGUAUGAACACUUAUCGCCCUGGCGCCUGUGUUCCAGCCUUGGAAAUUGCAAAGAAACUGAUCCAACAUGAUCAUCGAGCAGAACCCCAAUCUGGAGAACGAGUUCCUUAUAUAAUUGUGUGUGGAGAACCAGGCUUACCCUUGAUUCAACUUGUUCGUCAACCAUUGGAAGUACUUGGUGAUUCUAGCUUACGUUUAAAUACCAACUACUACAUCACUAAGGCAAUUUUACCACCUUUGCAACGAAUCUUCUCUCUGCUUGGAAUCAAUGUUUUUAAAUGGUAUUCCGAUUUACCCAGAGUAGUCAGAUAUACCCACCAUUCUGUACCUGAAGAAAAGAAAAAGGGAACCAUCUCCCAGUAUUUCAAUUCGACCAAUUGUCCUGUCUGCCACAGUCACACCAAACAGCACUUAUGUCCUCAGUGUGCCGCCGAUCCACAAUUGGUUGCUGUUUCCCUGAACUCUCAACUUCACAAAUUACAGCAGACCCAUCACCGUCUCUCUCAAAUAUGCCAGUCUUGUCAGGGACUCUCAGAUUCAAAAUUUUCCUGCAUCUCCCUUGAUUGUCCCAUCAUGUAUCGAGUCCGCUCUGCCCAAAACGACCUCCACAAACUUGACAACAUUCAAGAAAUAUUGAACAACCUAUAGCACAUUCUAUUUCACUGCUAGUUUUAUUUUACAUUGCAAUGUCCAUCUAAUAACUACAUCAGAUCCACAACAAACUGAACAAAAUGUUAACUCAUUUCAAUGAAUUCUUCUUAUUUAGCUUUUUGCUUGUUUCUUGUUCAUAAGUCUAAUAUAAACUACACCAUUAAUGUCUUUACAACAUAUCUUUUUGUUUAUCAUCAUCAGCCAUUCGAUAUAUAUAUAUAUAUAAAUAUAUAUAAUAGAAUAUUUUUAAUAUGUUUUCUAUAGCUGUUGAAGCAAUUCGCAAUCUUAAUUCUUCCAAUAAAUGUUUAUACACUUUUUAAAAUUUACUUCAGUCAAAAGUCUAUAUGUUCAAAUAUCUCUUUCAGAUAGUAUGUAUCUAUGUGUGUAUGUAUAUAUAGUGUAUUUAUGUAUAUAUAUAUACACACAUACACUGACAUAUAUUAAAACCCUGACAAUGUUCAUGUGCUUUCUGAAACUAAUGUUAAUGUAUAAAUACAUUUGUAAUAUAUAAGUCAUCAGACUUGCUUUAAACAUUUGCUUUGUUAUUAAUUAAAUUUUGAAUAAAAUGGAUUUGAAUAUAGAAGGAAAAAAAAAAAGCACAUCAUUUUUUUUUAACCUUAGGAGGCAUUGUGAUUGUUAAUCAGGUAAUUAUUAAAUGGUUUAGCAACAAA
Molecule: messenger RNA, 2732 nt
Organism: Octopus bimaculoides (California two-spot octopus)
Lineage: Eukaryota; Metazoa; Mollusca; Cephalopoda; Octopoda; Octopodidae
Product: DNA polymerase zeta catalytic subunit
Biological process (GO): error-prone translesion synthesis; double-strand break repair via homologous recombination
Cellular component (GO): zeta DNA polymerase complex; nucleus
Molecular function (GO): DNA-directed DNA polymerase activity; nucleotide binding; DNA binding
Source: RefSeq, a predicted model, not a curated record